Molecule: messenger RNA, 1773 nt
Organism: Closterium sp. Yama58-4
Lineage: Eukaryota; Viridiplantae; Streptophyta; Zygnematophyceae; Desmidiales; Closteriaceae
Source: the annotation of a GenBank genome assembly
AUGGCGUCCCUCGCGAACCACCCCGCGGCUCCGUCGCCGCCGCCGCCUGCGUCGCACGCUCAGUCACCGCCCGCCGCGUUCACCGACCCGUGGAGCGCGGGCUCCGACUCCCCGUGCGCGCAGUUCGCCGCGCAGAGCCCCCCCGGCGGCCCGCCUCCUCGCCUAUCAUCCGCCGGUUGCAACGAGACUCUCCCGUCGCCGAUCCCCACGCCCCCCUGCACGUGCUACUCGCGGCUGCCGGCCGGAUGCACGACGGAUCCGCACGCGCCGACCGUCAAGUACAUCGGCGUGCGCCUGCGCGGGCGCAACCGGUGGGUGGCGGAGAUUAAAGACAACAACCACGGCGUGCGCAAGUGGCUCGGCACCUUCGCGUGCCCCGUGCAGGCCGCGCAGGCCUUCGACGCCGCGGCGCGUGCUAUUCGCGGCCCGAAGACGAAGGCGAACUUCAAGCGCGGCGACGCGGAAUUCGUGGAGGACGUACCGGAGGUUCUCUCUGUGCUCGCGUACUGCGCCUCGGGCAAGCCGCCGCAGCAAUCGGGAAACCUGGCGGGUUUAGCGGACGGCUCAACGCGGAGAGCGUCUCCGAAGCAAUCGUCUCCCGGGGGGGCGCCUGGGCCGGGCAGAAGGCUGGGCAGGGGCAAGCCGCCGUCCCCCACUGCCGGCCCCUUGCCGCUCGCGAUCGGCCCGCCGUCCAUCGCCGCGCCGCCCUUCGCCGCCGCGAAGUACGCAGUUGACGCGACUCCACCCGGCGCCACGCUGCAUCAUGCCGCAUCGCGCUUGUCCAUGCCGUCCCCGUCGUCAGCGCUGGUCUCGCCAAGCCCCAUGCAGCUCACCGGAACUUACAACUCUGACGCGUCGCCGCUAACGACCUUCCCGUCUGCUCGCGCGCCGCAUGAGGUCGUUGUGAAGCGCGAAGCCCUGGCGCCGUCCUCCCUGCUGCCCGUCGCGGCGUUCGCCGAGGCGCGCGCGGCGAGCGAGCACGCGGUAAUUGUGCAGCCGGCUCACGCAGGCGGGCGCGCGGCGACGUGCUGCGCGCCGCCAGCCGCAGUUGACGGUGUGACGUGGGUGGUGGCGGAGCCGGAGCAGGCGACGCCUUGGCCCGCGCGGACGGCGGAACCCGCCAGGUUCCCCCAGCUAGUUGCGCCCGCGCCCCACGCGCCGUAUCACUCAGCUUCGCCCCAUUGGCGCGACGCGCAGGGGGAGCAGCGCGAAGUGCGGUGCAGGGGAGCAGAGGUCCAGGCGGGAGCAGGAGGUGAAGGCGACAAGACAGUGAUUGAAUGCGCCUCGCUGUGGUCUCCGUGCCGCCCGAUUGACGCGAGCAGAAAGGAUGAGGACACAUUCGCACACACGCCAUCCGCGCAACCAGAUGACAUGGAAGUCCGAUCCUCAAGCCACGUCAGGCUCGGCAAGCGCAGGUCGCCCGAGCCUGCAGAGGGCCUUCAGUUGAAUCAGUUGGCGCGGAACGCCGAGGCAAGCGGGCCUGCAGGCAUGGGAGGGGUGCUCUCUCUGCUGUCCGUUGGAGCCCUCCAGUCGUCCGGCGAGAGGCUCGGCGGUAGGCUCGGUGGCGAGAGUCUGAAGGUGAAGGGAAUGAGCCUUGCCUCCCUCUUGCCUGUUGCCGAGCCUGCGCUGACUCCUAAGGAGUUUGGCGAGCUUCGGCAGAGGCUUGGGUGGAAGGUGGUCCGGAUGGAGGACCUGGAGGAAAUCCCAAGGGUGGCUCGGGAAGCUCUGUUGAGGUUCAGGCAGGACAAAGACUUCACCAUGCUGUCACUGUAG